Ostrea edulis (European flat oyster) is the source of this 2778-nucleotide messenger RNA. RefSeq lists its product as uncharacterized. Lineage: Eukaryota; Metazoa; Mollusca; Bivalvia; Ostreida; Ostreidae. The record is from RefSeq and is a predicted model, not a curated record. Gene Ontology annotation, cellular component: synapse; membrane; neuron projection. Gene Ontology annotation, biological process: nervous system process; regulation of membrane potential; signal transduction. Gene Ontology annotation, molecular function: neurotransmitter receptor activity; transmembrane signaling receptor activity; extracellular ligand-gated monoatomic ion channel activity. The coding region runs from base 40 to 2637 and encodes 865 amino acids. The transcript is spliced from 2 exons.
UAAAAUAAUUUGCUCAAAAGAGAACAGUAAACUCAAGUAAUGGCGGUAACAAACCUUUUGGUAGUGUUUUGUGUGUUUUUCUCUUUUCAAUAUGUUUACGGAGAUGUGGCAUCUGACUGGAUUUUGUUUUACAGAAACAUUUUUAAUUCCUACAAUAAAAACAUUUUUCCAAGGAAUGCUCAAAGUGACACGAUUACUGUGACACUUUCAUAUUACCUGAACGCCAUCAACAAUUUUGAUGAGGUAGGAGGAGUACUGAAGACGGUCGGUUUUUUGUCAGUAGAGUGGAAAAGUGAUCUUGCCAAAUGGAGCGAGAAACCACGUGGAAUGUCUGCUGCUAUUCCUGACACUAUGAUUCCACUCUCAGAACUUUGGCACCCUCCAAUAACGCUCGCCAACUCCGUUACCUCUCUAGCCGAGCUCGGAUCAACAGCGGACCUGGUCUGGGCAAAAUAUGAUGGGACUCAAAUUUGGCGACCUGCUGUUAUUUUGUCUUCUUCGUGUUCCACGGAGCCUCUUUACUUUCCCUUCGAUACACAGAAGUGUAAUUUGACUUUUAGGGCUUGGGAUCAUAUCGGCUCAGAAAUUUCCCUAACAUCUUCGGAUACUAAAGUAAAUCUGGACUUCUUCAGCGAUAAUGAACAAUGGGAAUUACUUGACACGGAAGUUUUACCCUGGUCAAGGGAUGGCAUAUCUUUUGUUACAUAUACCUUGAAAAUACGAAGGAUUCCACUUUGGUUUAUCAUCAACAUGGCAGCACCUAUUGGGCUGUUGGGACUUCUCUCUACUUUCGUUUUUUUGCUCCCAAUCGAGGAAGGGCGUGUAGGAUAUGCAUUGGGAUCAUUCUUGACAUUUGCUGUCUAUCUGUCGUAUAUCAUCGACAGUUUACCAAAGGCCUCGGAUCCUAUGUCCUACCUGACAAUAUACAUUGUCACUCAAGUCAUCAUGAGCGGAAGUAUUGCGUGCAUCUCCGUUUUUACUGUGAGAUUGUACCUUAAAGACGAGGACGCCAGAGUUCCAACAUGCAUGGCGAUAUUCAUUGGUUUCAUCUGCUGCAGAUUCUGUGCCAAAGAUGAGUUUGAAGAAGUUUAUAAACCGGAUGUACCUCAGAUUAGAGAGAAUGAUAGCGGCACGGGAUUCCCUGCAGACAACGAGAACGAGCCGCCGCAGAGAGAAACCUUGAAACCAGAAAGUCUGCCACCAAGUAUCAAAUUCGGCGUACCCAACGUUAAGUGGAGGCCACUUGAUGCAGACAGAGAGGACGAGGUAGAUGAAGAAAAACUCGGUUGUAUGAAUAUUCCUAGGGUUGGAUGGAAGAUGGUCGCCAGAUCCCUUGAUUAUUUCUUUUUUGCAGUGAAAACAUCUUGCUUAGUCUGUGAAUCCAUGCCUGUUCCUAAUCUUGACCAUGUCAAAUUGCUCUUUAAUGACUUAUUUACGAACAACAAAGAAUACAGCAAUCUGGUUUUCCCCCAUGAAGACCAGUUGGAAACGAUCAAAGUGAAUAUGAAAUUUGCGCUAUAUUCUAUUCCAGAAUUUGAUGAAGUUGGAGGAACGCUUAGUUUAAUAGGACGAUUAAAAAUGGCUUGGUUUGACAGUUUCGUUAUUGAAAAAUACACACCCCAAAAACAUGUUCUCGAGGCGUUGGAUAUUCCUCAAGACGACAUCUGGCUCCCUCCAAUCACUGUUUUCAAUUCCGUAGAUUCACUGACGCCAGUUGGUAACGCUGGAUAUGAGGUGACUGUUACUCUCACUAAUGGGUAUGUACAAUGGGAGAUAGGUGUAGUAACGAAAACUGGUUGUACAGUUGUGGCCACAGAUUACCCGUUCGAUACCCAGUAUUGCACAAUUACUUUUACUCCCUGGGGAUACUCUAGUAAUGAAGUGUCUAUCCAGACGGAUGAAGACAAUAUCAAUAUUGAAGAUUUUAUUGAAAAUGAGGAAUGGGCCGUUCUAGAAACUACUCAAGAGGUGUAUGUGGCCGCCAAUCGCUCUCUGAUUACCUAUAACCUGACAUUAAAGCGAAGGCCUGUGUUUUUCAUUGUCAAUAUGAUGGUCCCUAUUGUUUUAUUGGGCAUGCUCAACAGCCUCUGCUUUGUUCUCCCUAUUGAUUCUGGUGAACGAGUUGGCUUUGCAACAAACGUUUUCCUCACUUUCGCUGUGUAUUUGACAAUACUUUCUGGAGAACUUCCGGUCUCGAACCCACUUUCGAUUAUGAGUUACUAUGUGGCCGCCAUGUUGUCUGUCAGCAGUAUAACAACUCUUAUCGCCAUUUUUACGAUUCAAGUCUCCAUCUACGACCCCAAUGAGAAAGUUCCAGCCUUAGUAGUGUACAUCGUAGCUUUUGUCACGUGCCGGGUAUGUCGAAGACGAUACCGAAGAAUGGGGCAGCGUCACGAAACCUUCGAAAAGACACCCUUGGAGGACAAUAGUACCGAUUCGGGGAUAUCUGGCGUGAAUAAUGAGGAACCAGGGGAAGAGAACGAUAACAUUGAAAAAUAUAAGUUCGGGGUGUCGUGGCGGGUGGUGGGAAAGACACUUGAUAAGUUCUUUUUUCUUCUCUUCUCUUCUGGAACUUUGGCAGUUUCAGGCUAUUAUCUGGUUCCUCUCUUUAUGAAACUAGACACAUCUAUUGCAUGAAUGAUGAUUAUUUUUUCCCCACUUUAUAUGGAGGCAGGUCAUCUAUGAGAGAGGUCAUUAUCCUUUAGAUAAAAUGAAUAGCUUUAUUUUGAUGAAACUUGGUACAUUUUAUACUGUUAAUGAGUACUGGUCAUUCUAUGC